Messenger RNA from Trifolium pratense (red clover), 895 nucleotides. Its product is annotated as probable phospholipid hydroperoxide glutathione peroxidase. The coding region runs from base 88 to 690 and encodes 200 amino acids. Gene Ontology annotation, molecular function: glutathione peroxidase activity. Gene Ontology annotation, cellular component: cytosol. The transcript has 7 exons. Gene Ontology annotation, biological process: response to oxidative stress. The record is from RefSeq and is a predicted model, not a curated record. Lineage: Eukaryota; Viridiplantae; Streptophyta; Magnoliopsida; Fabales; Fabaceae.
GAAUAAAUAAAUGCCAAAAAUCAUGAUCAUGAAACAAUGCCAAAAAUCACGUUCAUAGAAUAAUAAUAUUCAGGACAGUGUGAAUCCAUGGACAUACAGUUGACUUUCUGGAACUUGAUAUCUCUCAUUGUUCUUCUUAUUGCCUUAUACGUCUUCUUCUUCUUCCGCAAAAACCCAUCUUCUUCUAUGGCCGAAAAUUCCUCCAAAUCCAUCUACGAUUUUACUGUCAAGGAUAUCAGUGGAAAUGAUGUUAGUCUGAGUCAAUACAGUGGGAAGGUUCUACUGGUUGUGAAUGUUGCCUCACAAUGUGGUUUGACACAAACAAAUUACAAAGAGUUGAAUGUAUUGUAUGAGAAGCACAAGAAUCAAGGUUUUGAAAUCUUGGCAUUUCCAUGCAACCAGUUUCGUAAACAGGAACCAGGAUCCAGCGAAGAAAUCCAGAAUGUUGUUUGCACAAGGUUUAAAGCUGAAUUUCCAAUCUUCGAUAAGGUUGAAGUCAAUGGGAAAAAUGCAGAUCCACUUUACAAGUUUUUGAAGGACCAGAAAGGGGGAAUAUUUGGAGACGGUAUCAAGUGGAACUUCACAAAAUUCUUAGUAAACAAAGAAGGGAAGGUUGUGGAGAGAUAUGCUCCUACCACCUCUCCUCUAAAGAUUGAGAAGGACAUUGAGAAGCUUUUACAGUCUUCUUGAGAACUAAACUCAUGCUGCAGAGGACAAGGAACUUCGCGAGAGCUUGAACUAUUUAUUACUAGUUAAUUUAUGGCCUGAAAAUUUCUUAAUAUGUUGUGUAUCUGGAUUAUGUAAUAAGCACAAUUUGGUGUUCUCGCUUUCUUAGCAAAAUAACAUAACGUAUCAGGAUGCACGCUAUUUUAUUUUAUAUGAUUCAUACUUCAUA